CCGCCGCCAGCGCCGGGCCCGGUAGGCCGCACGCGCUCUGGCUGGCGGGGGCAGCGAGCCGAGCGCGCUACUGCCUGCUGGCGCGCGGGGGCGAGCGCAGGGCGCGCGGAACCCGCAUCGGGGAAGAGGCAGAGGCUCCGCGGUCGCCAUGGCAGCGCCUCGGGGGAGGACCCCCCCGCGCACCUGGCUGGUGUCAUUCCCCCUCCCCCCCCCGCACAGAUGGGGAAACUGAGGCAGGAAGGGGCUUCAGCUACGUGGACUUGGUGGAGGGGCUGCAGGAUGGCCGUUUCUACGCCCUGAAGCGCAUCCUGUGCCAUGACAAGGAGGACCGCCGGGAAGCCCUGCACGAGGUGGAGAUGCAUGGCCUCUUCGAGCACCCCAACAUCCUGCGGCUCGAGGCCCACUGCAUGGUGGAGAAGGGGCCCAAGCACGAGGCCUGGCUGCUGCUGCCCUUUCUCAGGAGAGGGACCCUGUGGAGUGAGGUGGAAGCUCUGCGAGACAAAGGCACUUUCCUGCCUGAGGAGCGGAUUGUCCUCAUUCUCCUUGGCAUCUGCCGGGGGCUGGAAGCCAUUCAUGCCAAGGGCUAUGCACACAGAGACCUGAAGCCCACCAAUGUGCUGCUGGAUGAUGAGGAGCAGCCUGUGCUGAUGGACCUACUAGCUUCCCUCCGCCACGGAGCAUCCACUAUGGCAAAUCGUGGCAGAGGGCAG
This is a messenger RNA of Chelonoidis abingdonii (Abingdon island giant tortoise), 710 nucleotides long. Its product is annotated as serine/threonine-protein kinase 16-like. Gene Ontology annotation, biological process: protein phosphorylation. The record is from RefSeq and is a predicted model, not a curated record. NCBI's taxonomy places the organism in Eukaryota, Metazoa, Chordata, Testudines, Testudinidae. Gene Ontology annotation, cellular component: cytoplasm; Golgi apparatus. Gene Ontology annotation, molecular function: protein serine/threonine kinase activity; ATP binding.